Gambusia affinis (western mosquitofish) is the source of this 1588-nucleotide messenger RNA. Its product is annotated as excitatory amino acid transporter 1-like. Gene Ontology annotation, molecular function: L-glutamate transmembrane transporter activity; glutamate:sodium symporter activity; neutral L-amino acid transmembrane transporter activity. NCBI's taxonomy places the organism in Eukaryota, Metazoa, Chordata, Actinopteri, Cyprinodontiformes, Poeciliidae. Gene Ontology annotation, biological process: L-glutamate transmembrane transport. The transcript is spliced from 11 exons. The record is from RefSeq and is a predicted model, not a curated record. The coding region runs from base 24 to 1565 and encodes 513 amino acids. Gene Ontology annotation, cellular component: plasma membrane.
UUUCUAAACUCCAGCUGAUAUCAAUGCCUCUGAGCUCUGAGAAUAUGUCGGAGGUAGAGUUGGUGGAGGUUGCUAAACCCGAAGACAAUGAGAAAAACGAAAGAUGUUCUCAGCCCUUAGAUGAAGUAGGACUAAUUAAAAAUGAAUUUAAUAUUUGGAUCUUCCUCAAGAGGAAUGCCUUUGUCAUUCUCACAAUGGCUGCUGUUGCAGUAGGGAUUGGACUGGGCUUUGCUCUGCGACACAUUGACAUGUCUGAGAGAGAAAUAACAUAUUUAACUUUUCCUGGAGAGCUACUGCUGAGAAUCCUGCAGAUGAUGGUGCUUCCUCUUGUCGUUUCAAGUCUAAUUGCAGGCGUCUCAAAUGUUGACAGAAAAGAUUUUGGAAAAAUUGGUCUUCGGACCUUCAUCUACUACUUGGUAACCACUGUUAUUGCUGCGUUCACUGGCAUUUUCCUGGCGGUUCUCAUCCAGCCGGGGAAAUCAUCCAAGCACACAUCUGAGUCAUCUCCUACCAAAACACAAGCUGUGCACAGUGUGGAUGCUUUCCUGGAUCUGGUCAGAAACAUGUUUCCCUCAAAUCUGGUGGAAGCUUGUUUCAGAAAAUAUUUAACAGUUAAUCCCAGCAGUAAUUCAUCAGGAAAUACAACAGAAGCCACAAAUAUAUCAACAAACACACCAAAAGCGGGAACCUCAGAUGGCAUCAAUGUUGUGGGUCUGUUGGUGUUCUCUUUCGCCUUUGGCCUCAUCCUGAGCAGUAUGGGGUCAGAGGGGAAACCUCUGAGGGAUUUAUUCAACUGCAUGAAUAAAGCCAUUAUGCGUCUUGUUAACAUAGCUAUCUGGUAUUCUCCAGUGGGAAUCAUCUUCCUGCUGGCUGGGCAGGUUGUUAAAAUGACGGACGUAGCAGAAAUCGGUCGUGAUGUUGGCAUGUACACUCUGACUGUGAUCACUGGGCUGAUCAUCCACGGCUGCGUCACGCUGCCGCUCAUCUACGUUAUUGUCACAAGAAAGAAUCCCUUGAGGUUUUAUGGAGGAAUCCUCCAGGCUCUCAGCACGGCCUUUGGGACUUCAUCCAGUUCUGCAACCUUGCCUGUUACUCAUCGUUGUAUGGAGGAAAAUCUGAAGAUGGACAAAAAGGUGACACGCUUCAUGCUGCCUGUAGGUGCCACCAUGAACAUGGACGGUGCCGCUCUCUAUGAAGCAGUGGCAGCUUUAUUCAUAGCCCAGGUCAACAACAUGGAGUUCAACUUUGGACAAAUUAUUCUCCUAAGUUUGGUUGUCACAGCAGUAAGUACAGGAGCAGCUGGUAUCCCACAGGCUGGCAUGGUAUCCAUGAUGAUUGUGUUGAGCUCUACAGGACUGCCCACUGAAGACAUAUCACUGCUCCUCAUGGUUGACUGGAUUUUGGAUCGUUUAAGGACUUCCACUAAUGUACUUGGUGACUGCAUUGGUGUCGGAGUGGUGCAGCAUCUCUCCAGACAUGAACUACAGACCUCCAGUCCUUCAGAAACAAAUCUGGUGUUGGAAGAAAAUCCACCCUCCAAGAGCAUCAGCAUCAAAAUGGAAUGAGUUGCCUGAAGGAAGAAAAAAUG